Molecule: messenger RNA, 575 nt
Organism: Lasiosphaeria miniovina
Lineage: Eukaryota; Fungi; Ascomycota; Sordariomycetes; Sordariales; Lasiosphaeriaceae
Exons: 1
Coding region: 54-233 (59 amino acids)
Source: RefSeq, a predicted model, not a curated record
CUCCGUCGGUGUCGGCUUCGUCAGUGUCGGCUUCGUCGGUAUCGGCUUCGUCGAUGUCGGCUUCAUCGGCAGUUCCGUCGGCGUCUACCAUACUUACUUCAGUUAAGUCGACGAAAGAUAGCGAUCCCCCGACCGUGCGAUUUACCAAUACGCAAGAUCUCUUCGAUAUCAUUAAUUCCACUACUGGGGAUUUCCUUGCCGUCACAAGUAUAAUAUUACUAGGGGGGAAUUAGUACUAAGAUUUCGACUUCUUUUUCUUUGCGAUCCAGGCCCGUAAGAGGGAGAUUUUGUACUUGGUAUUCAGAGCCUGUAGCUAUAUGUAGAGAAGGUCUGGGCUCAGCUACCGAGAUUAGACUAGCUAACUAGAAAUCAGUAGAGGCCGGUAAAGUCGGAUAGAGGGCGCUGUAGUGGAAUAUCUUUGCGCGCCUUCUGCAAAUUAGUAGGGAUCUCGGCGAUGCUGCUGGCGUAUGAGAGUGCGGCUUCCUCGGCGAGAGCGACAUAGUCGUUAGGCUUCUUGGCCUCGAUAAUAGCCUCGAGGAUGAGCUGGUGGAUCCAGCCCGCUGGGUCGCUGAGUC